Messenger RNA from Conger conger (European conger), 5043 nucleotides. RefSeq names its product BMP/retinoic acid-inducible neural-specific protein 3-like. The transcript has 8 exons. The coding region runs from base 585 to 2873 and encodes 762 amino acids. Lineage: Eukaryota; Metazoa; Chordata; Actinopteri; Anguilliformes; Congridae. The record is from RefSeq and is a predicted model, not a curated record. Gene Ontology annotation, biological process: negative regulation of mitotic cell cycle; positive regulation of neuron differentiation.
GUGCAAAAGAGCGAGAGCCAGCAAGCAGUUACAUGUCGCUGCUAAGAGCGCAAGGAGUAGCUAUAGUGCAUAGUUAUUGCAGUUAAUUCUGAAAAGAGCAGACUGAAAAUCAACACAAGAUAGCAGCUGUGGAUAAAGAAUUAAACGUCAUUUUAGGAACCGUAACUAAAACCCAUUACCGCAUCGCAAGUCAGCUUUUUGUGGAGACUGGUCCACAACUUUCAACCCGUCCUGAAAUCUGCGAUUUCCACUGUUGUGGCUUCAGGCUUGUCAUAAGCGCCUUUGUCAUGGAAUGUUGAUUUUCGCUUCUUUGGAAUUUACUGCGAGAUACCGAUUGGGAAUUACAACGACUGAACAGGCGACAUACGGAAGGCAUUUACCAUUUCGAGUUAAUUUUAAUGCUUCGUGAAUUAUUCUUCUGUGUUUGGUCUGCGUCAUAUAAAACUGAAUUAUUUUUUCCUUACAGUUCACUUGUACUUUAAGCGCUAGCAUAUUAUCUUUGUGAUUUACAAAACUUAAGAUCCGAAGUUUUCAAAUUCAGGACGCAAGGAUUAUUGAGAGAAUGAGGAGUCUCUGGGUGAAGCAUGAGGUGUCGGUGCAUUGUUUUUAGACUGGCGUGUCUAAUGCUUCUAUGGGAGUGUAUAACACUAAGUCUUCACUGCUGGGUUUUGGCCACCGCAGCGGGUUCCAGUGAUGUCGCUGGUCCCCUCGGCUGGCUCCUUUCUGAUAAAGGGCCUUUUCACCACUCCGCGGAAUUUACAGAGUUCGUUGAGCGCUACCAACAGGGAUUUACCACCAAGUACAAGAUUUACAGAGAGUUCGGUCGCUGGAAGAUCAACAGCCUGGCCCUGGAGAGGCAGGACAGCAAUGGCCUCGCUUUUCCCCUCGAUCCCGAGUUCAUGCAGAGCAUCAGACACCUGGGGCGUAGGCCCAACCUCCGCAGGAUCACGGAGAACAUCAUCAAGAAAUACGGCACCCACUUCCUGCUGUCCGCCACACUGGGAGGUGAGGAGUCCCUAACCAUCUUUGUGGAUAAGAGAAAGCUGAGCAGGAGAGCGGAGGGUGGAGAAUGGAACAGCACGGCUGUUACACUGGAGACGCUCCACCAGUUAGCUGCUUCCUACUUCAUCGACAGAGAGAGCACGCUCCGCAAGCUUCACCACCUCCAGAUCGCCUCCACUGCCAUCAAGGUGACCGAAACAAGGACAGGCCCUCUCGGAUGCAGUAACUAUGACAACCUGGACUCUGUCAGCUCUGUUCUAGUUCAGAGUCCUGAAAACAAGAUUCAAUUACAAGGACUACAGGUAAUUCUUCCAGACUACCUGAGGAGUCGUUUUGUGCAAGCUGCCCUCAGCUACAUUGGCUGCAACUCCGAGGGGGACUUUGUGUGUAGGAAUAAUGACUGCUGGUGUCAGUGCGAUUCCGGGUUCCCUCAGUGCAACUGCCCGGAAGUGGACCUACACGCCAUGGAGAACAACCUCCAGCACAUCAAAGAGGCCUGGACGCUCGCCAACCAGGAGUUUGAGGAAUCAGAGGAGUUCCAGAUCUUCGUGGGCAGGCUGCCAACAUUCUAUGCUUUGAACACGUCUGCCGUGCAGUACUUCUGGAAGACAGACCCUGGGGUGCAGCGGAGAUACCGACAGCUUGAGACCAGCACCAGCCUGCUGGCGGCCAAAGCCCGCAGAAUCGUUAACAAGCUCUUCACCCUGAGCAAGAGAUGCAACACGCAGCCCAAAAUAGUUGUGCAGAAGGAGAGGACUUUCAACUACUGGCUGAAUUACGUCUUGUCGAUACUGUACUGCAGCGAGAACAACCACAUCGGAGUCUACACGGAGGAGACGCGGGGCUGUUUCUGUCCCUACGAGCACCUAAGCUGCCAGGGGGCCAUCCCCUGCACGGUGGGGGACGGGCCCUACUGCGCCUCCUGCUCCCCGGAGAACCGCUCGCGGUGCGCCGACUGCAACCUGGGCUACAUGCUGAGCCAGGGCACCUGCCGCCACGCCGUGCCCGACUCCACCGACCACUACAUCGGCUUCGAGACAGACCUGCAGGACCUGGAGAUGCGCUACCUCCUCCAGAACCGCGACAGCCGCAUCGUGGUGCACGCCAUCUUCAUCAGCAACGACAUGCGGCUCAACACCUGGUUCGACCCCUCCUGGAGGAAGAGGAUGCUCCUCACGCUGAAGAGCAACAAGUACAAGUCCAACCACGUCCACAUGCUGCUGGGGAUGUCCCUCCAGAUCUGCCUGACCAAGAACAGCACUCUGGAGCCUGUGCUGUCCGUCUACAUCAACCCCUUCGGAGGAAGCCACUCAGAGAGCUGGGUGAUGCCCAUCAGUCAGAACAGUUACCCCGAUUGGGAGAGGACUAAGCUGGACAUCCCCCUGGACUGUUACAACUGGACGUUGACUCUAGGGAACAAGUGGAAGAGCUUUUUCGAGACCGUCCACUUCUACCUGAGGAGCCGGAUCAAGACUACCUCGGCGAACGGCAACAGCACCGUCUACCUGGAGCCGCUAGAGCUAGCCGAGCCCGCCCAGAACCUGGGCUACAUGAAGAUCAACAGUAUGCAGUUGUUCGGCUACAGCAUGCACUUUGACCCGGAAGCAAUCCAGGACUUGAUUCUGCAGCUGGACUACCCAUAUACUCAGGGAUCACAGGACUCAGCCCUGCUGCAACUGGUGGAGAUCCGGGACCGUGUAAACCGUCUUUCCCCGCCCGGGCCCCAGCCCCUCGAUUUCUUCUCCUGCCUGCUUCGACACCGGCUCAAGCUGUCCGCCACCGAGGUGGUACGCAUACUAGCAGCCUUGCAGGCCUUCAGUGCCAAACAACCAAACUCUAUAGAGUACGAAACAACCAAACUCUGUAGUUAAUCUGUGGGUAUGGACGAGCGAAGCAAGAAUGACGUAUUUUGACAAAAGUGAUCAGUAUUCUGUGUUAUAGAGGUCAUGAAAUAGUAGGUGGAGAUUGUAUAAAUGUAAAAAUCUAUAAUUUAUAAUAUUGUUUUCUGGAGAAAAAAGGUCAGUUCAGCUGAAUAGAAAUGGAAAAUUACACCCUAAUGCAUUGUCCUCACUGGCUGGUUGGUGAAGUGCUUUGAAAGAGCAAUCAAGUUCUUUCCUUGAAAUGUCUCUUAUUUUAGAAAAACCUCUUGGUGCUUUUUAAGUGAUUAUACAUUUAACAAGCCUGAUUACACUUUAGAGAUAUGCGAGAGAGGCUGUGCCAUAGGUGUGUUCCCUCCGUAUUUCAGUGGAAAGGUUUCAGUAGAUUUUGCGGACUAUUAAUGUACUAAUCUCAUAUUAAUUUCAAGAGUGUUGAAGUACCAAAGAGGGCCCGCUGGUUUUGCCUCCAUGUGACACUGAGAAGGGGCGGCUCAUUAGAAAACGUUGAUUCAAACAUUGAAUCAUUUACGGGCAUGAGACAUUCUACUGGAUAAUACUGGAUUUCACCCGGAGAUUCACUGCAGUCCCAUUCGAUUUCGAUGGCUUGUGUGAUCCACACAUGGAACAUGAAAUGAUUGGUCCAGACGGAGGUUUUGGAAUGCAGUAUUUCUGAUUACUUUUUUGUUACAGCCUCAGUCAUCUAGCAUGCCGCUUCUUGUCCCCCCCAUCUUGUAAGUACAACAGAUUCUACUGUAGUUUUGCUAGUUGUGGGUAAUCAAAAACCUUACAUGUCUCUGGGGGAGAUUCAGCCCUGUACUGUUCCAUCUAUGUUUUUACUAAAUGGAAUUUCGUAUUUACAAAAAAAUAUCUAUAUUACCAGUACUUGUUUUUUUUUUCCGUUGUUGUUUGUUAUUGUUUUUUUUUUACAAAUAUUUGUAAACAGAUCAUUUAAAGAGUAUUAGUGGUGUAAAAAGGGAAAAUCUUGUAGUUUUCGGCAAAUAAUGUUCAUGUAUGUUAUAUAUUUGCUGUAGCCCUUUUUAAUACAGAUUAUUUGUGUAAAGUUAAGAAAGGUAUCCAUACAAAAUUAAAUCACAUAAUAAAAUUUAAUACACAAUAGAAGGGUUGUGAAUAUUUGGAAGAUCACAGUCAUUGUAUUUUAAUUGUCCAAGUACUCAUUGUCUAUUUUUGCCACCGACAGUAUUUAGAUAUUGUAACUAUUUCCAGGUCAUAUUUUUAUAUUGCUUUUCUUUUGUUUAAAAAUAUAUAGCUUUUGUGUUACAUUGUAUGAUGAUGCAAAACAUACAACUUUUAAAAAUGGCAACAAGCUGCACAAGAAAAGUAGUUUUUCAUUUUCGAAUCGACAAGCACUAGCACUGUAAAUAUAUAUUUCAUUUAGACUCACCUAUUACAGUAUACAUUCACUGAGCACUCUAUUAGGCUCAUUUUUUUUGACUUAUUGGUGUUCUGCUGCUGUAUCCUAUCCUUAGAGGUCUGAGGUGUUGGGCGAUCAGAGAUGCUCUUCUGCAUACCACUGUUGUAAUGUGUGGUUAUUUGCAGUAUUGUCACCUUCCUCUGAGCUUUCACCGUUCUGGCCAUUCUCCUCUGACGUGUCUUAUUAACAAUGCGUUUCUGCCUGCAGAAGUGCUGCUCACUGGAUGUUUUUUUUGCUUUUAUGCACCAUUCCCUGCAAACUCUAGAGACUGUUGUGUGUGAAAACCCCAGGAGACCAGUAGUUUCUGAGAUGCUCAAACCACCCUCGCAGCAAUUAUCAUUCCACGAUCAAAGCCACUUAGAUCACAUUUCUUCCCCAUUCGGACAUUUUGUCUGAAAAACAGCUGAACUUCUUGACCAUGUCUGCAUGCUUUUAUGCAUUUAGUUGCUGCCACAUGAUUGGCUGAUUAAAUAUUUGCAUUUACAAGCUGGUCUACAGGUCUACCUGAUAAAGUGCUCACUGAGUGUAUAUUAUGUUAUAACAUUGUGUCAUUAUUCAUUUCAUUACAAAAUGAAAUGUAUGAAAAAGAAGGCCCAACCAAAUGCAAAAUGUGUCCUUGAGGGGAAUAGUUGACAUGAAUAUAUUCAAUUCCUCUGUGUAAAAGGAGAAAUGUGCCUGAAAACAUAAUAUAUAGACAAAAAAUAAACUUGCGCAAACCUAGAUUAAAUCAAA